AUGGCUGAUGCAGGUGGCUGGAGCACCAUCGAGUCAGACGAGGGUCUCUUCACCUCUCUCAUCGAGACACUCGGAGUAAAAGACACCCAAUUUGAAGAACUCAUCUCCCUAGAUGCAGACACAAUACGGUCCCUAGGACCCGUCUACGGCGUAAUCUUCCUCUUCAAAUGGACCCGCGAAACAACCAGCGGUCCAACCAACACCUCCACCCCCCUCGACGGAACCUACGACCAAACAUCCCCAGAAAACCUCUUCUUCGCCGCGCAAACCAUCCAAAACGCCUGCGGCACCCAAGCAAUCCUCUCAGUAAUCCUAAACCACGACAACCCCCCGGCCCCAACACCGCCCAUCCCCCUCGGUGACGAGCUGCGCUCCUUCAAAGACUUCACAACCGGCUUCCCGCCCGAGCUGCGCGGCGAAGCGCUCUCAAACUCCGAAGCCAUCCGAACGGCGCACAACAGCUUUGCGCGGGCGAGUCCGUUUGCGGAUGAGACGGCAAGACCACAGGAUGAGGAGAAGGGGGACGUUUACCAUUUCAUUGCGUAUACGCCUGUGAAUGGGACGUUGUAUGAGCUUGAUGGAUUGCAGCCGUAUCCUAUUAGUCAUGGGGAGUGUGGGAUGGGACAGUUUCCCGAGAAGGUUAUUGAGGUUUUGCAGAGACGCAUUGCGAGGUAUCCGCCUGAGGAAACGCAUUUCAAUCUCAUGGCUGUUGUGAGGGAUCCUAGGGAGAGGGCUAGGGAGAUUGGGGACGUUGAGACGCUUGAGAGGGAGGAGAGGAAGAGGGCUGCGUGGCAGUGGGAGAAUACGCUUCGGAGACAUAAUUUUGUUGGGUUUAUUGGGGAGGUUAUGAAGGGGGUUGUUGCUGGGAAGGAGAAGGUUGGGGGGUACGAGGAGUGGGUUGAGGGUGCGAAGAGGGAGACGAGGAAGAAGCUUGAGAUGCGGAGGUAG
Penicillium griseofulvum is the source of this 948-nucleotide messenger RNA. RefSeq names its product putative 26S proteasome-associated ubiquitin C-terminal hydrolase. The coding region runs from base 1 to 948 and encodes 315 amino acids. NCBI's taxonomy places the organism in Eukaryota, Fungi, Ascomycota, Eurotiomycetes, Eurotiales, Aspergillaceae. Gene Ontology annotation, cellular component: cytoplasm. The transcript is spliced from 3 exons. Gene Ontology annotation, molecular function: cysteine-type deubiquitinase activity. The record is from RefSeq and is a predicted model, not a curated record. Gene Ontology annotation, biological process: protein deubiquitination; ubiquitin-dependent protein catabolic process.